AUGGAGACGCGGCUUAAUGGCCGCCGCCGAGCGGCGCCGCCGCGGCCGAUUAUCUCUUGUUGUGGAGCUUGUCUUAAAAAAGUGCAGCUGCAGCCUGACCCUGUUCUUCACAGGAGUGCCCUAAUUCCCAAGGAAUGGGGUCAGAAUUAUUAAAGUAAUUGACAGCCACCAAGCACCUUUGAAGACCUUUCCUCCACCUUGAAAAGUGCAUUGAGAAGGAAAAGAUCUUGUGAAAGAGGCUCUAGGUUGAAGAUGGCAUCAUGCCUUUAUGAAUGCCUUUGUGAAGCAGAACUUGAAAAAUACUAUCCCCACUUUGCUGCCUUUGGUCUUCAGACAGUUGAUGAGCUUGCCAAAGUUUCCAUGGAAGAUUACACCAAACUGGGGGUCUAUGAUGUAAAUGACCGCAAACGUCUUUUCCAACUCAUUAGAAUAAUCAAAAUUGCGCAACAAGGCACUGCAGACUUAAGCAAGCAAGAUUUUCAACCACAUGGCCUUUUCAUUCAGCCUCAGGUGACCAAGUCAGGACCCCGUAGACAGCUGCGUUUCGAGUCCUUCUGUGAAGAAAAUGAUGGAACAGUUAAAGACUCUGAAUCUGAAUUGCAUCAUUCACCGGAUUCCAGUGUCAAUGAAGAGGACAGUGUAGGGGAAAUGCUGGGACACAUUCCACCACAUGAUUCAGAGCCAAUCAGAUUAAUUAGAAGAGACCUAAAUAUUCCUGGAUCAGGUACAAAAGAUGACCUGAGCUGUCCAACAGUUUCUGAUGAUAUUGCUCCUCUCCUGGGCGAUUCUGAACUUCCUAUUGUACAAAGAGUAACUCAUAUUUCAGGGUAUAAUUAUGGACUACCUCAUUCCUGUAUCAGAUCCAAUACUUUCGACAAAGAGACUCCGUGGACAGAGAGUGAAAAAAUCAGAGUGUGUGUCCGAAAACGUCCUCUCUGCCUGAGAGAGGAGAGACGUGGGGAGACUAAUAUAAUCACAGUAAAAGAUAAGGAAACCCUACUUCUCCAUGAGAAGAAGGAGGCAGUUGAUCUUACACAAUACAUUUUGCAGCAUGUUUUUUAUUUUGAUGAAGUCUUUGAGGAGUCAUGUACCAAUCAGGAUGUGUAUAUGAAGACAGCCUAUCCUCUCAUUCAGCAUAUUUUUAAUGGAGGCAAUGCAAUUUGUUUUGCAUACGGGCAGACUGGUGCUGGCAAGACGUACACCAUGAUAGGGAAUCACCGGAACCCAGGACUCUAUGCCCUGGCUGCCCAGGACAUCUUUAGGCACCUGGAAGCAACACCAUCCAGGAAAGAUCUUACUGUUCUGAUCAGUUUUUAUGAGAUCUACUGCGGACAGCUUUAUGACCUGCUAAAUGGAAGGAAAAGGCUUUUUGCAAGAGAAGAUGGCAAGCACGUUGUUCAGAUAGUUGGACUGCGGGAGGUUCAGGUGGAUUCUGUAGAUGAGCUGUUGGAGGUGAUUUUGAAGGGGGGAAAAGAACGUAGCACAGGAGCUACUGCAGUCAACUCAGAUUCCUCUCGGUCUCAUGCUAUCAUCCAAAUUCAAAUUAAAGGCACAGCGAACAGGGCAUUUGGAAGGAUAUCAUUCAUUGACUUGGCUGGCAGUGAAAGGGCAGCUGAUGCCAAAGACUCGGAUCGACAAACAAAAAUGGAAGGAGCAGAAAUAAACCAAAGUCUUUUGGCACUAAAGGAAUGCAUUCGGGCGUUGGAUCAGGAACACACACAUACCCCUUUCCGGCAAAGCAAGUUAACUCAGGUGCUAAAAGACUCUUUCAUUGGCAAUUCCAAGACAUGUAUGAUAGCCAAUGUUUCACCAAGCCACAUGGCUACAGAGCACACCCUGAACACUCUGCGAUAUGCUGACAGGGUCAAAGAGCUGAAGAAAGGGAUUAGAUAUACUACUCCUGUCACAAAAAGGCGAUCCAAAGCUGGAAAUAUAUCUCCAAAACGUGUACAAAGCAUUCCCUCUUUGCCGCCUGGGGAAAAGAGCUCUCCAAAGAAAGUGAAGCUAGGCCUACAGCGUCCCUCAAGUGCUAUAAAACCAAAGGCAUAUCCUGCAGCACUCCAGCCACCUGGUGUCCCUCUUACCUCUACCCCCAAGGGAACUGACAAAGGACAUGCCUACAAAGGAAAUACCAGCACUCCCUGCUUCCACCACACCACCCCAGUUAAGAGAGUCCUACGGAUAACACAUCCCCUGAAGAAAAAUGAUCUAUCCCCCCACUCUGAAAAGAGCCCCUCAGUGAAGGAUUUCAUUGCCACAGCAGAAACAGAAGAGAGUGGCCAGCAAGAAAAAUAUAUGCAAAACAGAACACCUGUCCAGUGUCUGAAAGUCCAGACAGUGCAACCUCUUCAGAAACAACUUGUUCCUAGUGAAGAUAAUACCUUUGGAGAUGUCAAUCUGCCCUCUGACAGCAAACAGGAAUGGGGAAAUACUUUUGCUAAACAGUCUGUUGAACCUUGGUCAUACCUGCCUCCAUAUCAGAAGGAAAGGGAAGAGCAUUUACGUCUUUAUCACCAGCAGUUUCAGCAACCCCCUAUUCUAAAGCAAAAAUUGAACUACCAACCCCUUGAGAGGUUUUUAAUGCAGUACAAGCCCGAGGAGAUUCAAGUGAAACCAGAGCUGAGCCUUACUCUGACUGAAGUUCAGAACAAAGAGUGGGUACAGCUGGAAGAUCUGGAUGACAGUGAUUUCAGUGAAGAUUCUUUCUCACUUGUCUGUAGUCAAAAGAGUGUGAAAAAAGGAAAUAGCAACAAAUCCAGUCAACAUUCAUUUUUCCUUCAUGAAAGAGAGCAAGGAACCAAAGAAGAGCAAAAAGGCCAAAAGCGGCAGGAUUUAUUUUUUAAACGUGCAAAACCCAUGGAAGACCAUGGAUUAGAUGACAGCUGGGAUUGUAGUGAGGGUAGCUCAGAGGCAGAGGAAUCCAUUAAAAAUGCAGGCUGCAGCAAUACUCCUGCAGACUGGAGCUAUGACUUAGCUGUUGAAUCCCCUCCAAGCAAUACUGCAGAAAAACCUUACUGCCUGCAGGAAGAUCCUGCUUGCAGCUGGAGAAAUGACAAGGAUUUCCUAGCUGAUCACAAAGAGUACAAGUCCAAACACAGAUGUCUUGUUUACUCCAGUGAAGCCACCUUAACUCCAGAAAAGGAUGCUUCAACCCCAUAUGUAUCUCCUGUAUUGAAAUCAGGAAUUCCAGAGUGCAAAGAGUUUGAUCUCCAGCUUGAGGAGAAGGAAGAAUCCACUUUGGAUAAAAAGGCUGCCCUUGCAGGAAGAGGUGUAAAAUGGAAAGCUCGAAAAAAUGGAGUUAGCCACUCUGUUUCUUCCACUUAUUCCUCAGAAUUCACCUCCGAGCUCAUGGCCCCGCUCCUGGUGUCAGCUCUUGAUGGUGAGGACACAACUGAAACAGAGAAAGCGCAUUCCAACCACGAGAAGCCCCACCGCGAGAAGCAGGUGCCAGACAAUGACACCCAGAGCAGGUUUGAGGACGAGGGCUGGCAGUGCACCAGGAGCAGAUCUCUGACCGACAGCAUGCUGGAGCUGUGGGAGCAGCCCUGCCACGGGGAAAGGCUCUGUGCCCUGCUAGACUCCCCUCAAGCCAUGCACAAAAAGCUCCAGUCCACCUGUGGCCCUAUGAAGCCAUGCUGCUGCCACCUGGGAUCAGUUUUGUCCAAGCAGGGAGUCCGGUGCAGUUUGUUUUUUGGACAUGACCCAACAGAAACAUCUACAUCUGGAUCCACCAUCGCCAUCCCCAGGCCAGAGAGAGAGGGUGGGGGGCUUUGCAAUGACUCCCUCUUCAAAGAACACUUGGGAGGCAGACGAUGUGGUGCUGAUGUUAAUCAGCAUAGCAAUGCUGGUAAUUCAGGGAAGUCUAACUCAAGUCAAGGGUCCCGUGCUGAGGAAAUAAAUGCUGAAAUACCUGAAAAGAGCUAUGCAUCCCAGUCUCCCUCUCAGGAGAGCAGCUGGCUGCUGCAGCCCAAGCCAGGACUGAGGAAUGAGGACCUCACCCAUUCUGAAGACCCUGCCAAGUCAUUGUUCGGCAAUGAGGAAAUAGGGUUGCUAAAAAAGAAAUUAAAGCAGAGUAUUUUUACACAAGAGUCUUUUGCUGCAGAUGCAGGAUUUGCAACCAAAGACAGUAAGCCAAUAGCAAAUGCAAAAUGUCCCUCACACAUGUCCAGCAGCAGUUCUCCAAGUGCUGCAUCCAAGAUGGGGAAAUGGCAGAGAGAAGCCCUAGAAAAGGCACAAAAGACUGUAAUUUGUGCUUAUCGGCAGCAGCUGGAUGAAAUGGCACACCUGUGCUUCAAAGAGGAGUGCUUAAUAAAUCAGAUGUCAGCAAUGGAUUUUCAGAAUUUGAUGGCCAUGCUGGAUGAAAUCUUGGUGCUGAAGUCAAAGUGUGUCCAAACAAUGCGAGCCCAGCUUCAGCUUUGUUCAGCCCCCCCUGGCACUGACACAUCACUGCAAACACGUCCACCAGUUUAGACCUUCUUUGCUUCCACAUGCACUGGAGCAGCUACAGGAAACCCCAGCCAGCACUUUAUUACACUUGGUUGGUUUGA
Molecule: messenger RNA, 4547 nt
Organism: Vidua chalybeata
Lineage: Eukaryota; Metazoa; Chordata; Aves; Passeriformes; Viduidae
Gene: KIF24
Product: kinesin family member 24
Exons: 15
Coding region: 253-4470 (1405 amino acids)
Biological process (GO): microtubule-based movement
Molecular function (GO): microtubule motor activity; microtubule binding; ATP binding
Source: RefSeq, a predicted model, not a curated record